Onthophagus taurus is the source of this 2166-nucleotide messenger RNA. RefSeq names its product ezrin/radixin/moesin family protein merlin (gene Mer). Gene Ontology annotation, molecular function: actin binding. Gene Ontology annotation, cellular component: cytoskeleton. Lineage: Eukaryota; Metazoa; Arthropoda; Insecta; Coleoptera; Scarabaeidae. The record is from RefSeq and is a predicted model, not a curated record.
GUGGAUUAAUUCGCACCGUACGUCACGCACAUCUGUUAUGUUUUGACAGUUCGUGGUUCGGAUGUGUUUUUAAAAACGACCAUGAGAUCGAAAUAAGCUCCUCGUAAAAAAAUCGCCGUUUCGUAACUUUCGUGUAAUAUGCGAGAGAAAAUGCCACCGUUUAGGAAGAAAAAAUCGUCAAAGAGCUUCCCCGUUAAGGUUUGUUCGCUCGACGCCGAAUUGGAGUUCAAUUUGGAGUGGAAAGCGACAGGAAGGGAAUUAUUCGAUUUAGUAUGUCGCACAAUCGGGUUACGAGAAACGUGGUACUUCGGGUUACAAUACGAAGACUCGAAAGGUUUAAUAUCUUGGUUAAAGCUCGACAAAAAAGUCCAAUACCAAAGCAUACAAAAGGACGAUCAAAAAACCGCCUCGUUUAUGUUCUUAGCUAAAUUUUACCCGGAAGAAGUCGCCGAGGAGCUAGUUCAAGAAGUCACUCAACACCUAUUUUUCUUACAAGUUAAGCAAGCGAUUCUUUCGAUGGAUAUUUAUUGCCCCCCCGAAGCUUCGGUUUUAUUAGCAAGCUACGCGGUUCAAGCGAAAUUCGGGGAUUUCGACGAGGAUACUUACAAACCGGGGAUGUUAGCGAGCGAAGAUUUAUUACCACAAAGAGUUAUCGACCAAUAUCAGAUGACGAUUGACAUGUGGGAGGAGAGAAUUCGAGUUUGGUACGCGGAUCAUCGAGGGAUGAGUCGAGAUGAGGCCGAAAUGGAGUAUUUAAAGAUCGCGCAAGACUUAGAGAUGUACGGGGUUAAUUAUUUUUCAAUUACGAAUAAAAAAGAGACCGAAUUAUGGCUUGGUGUGACAGCGUUGGGGUUAAAUAUUUACGAGAAGGAGAAUAAAUUGCAGCCGAAAACGACGUUUACUUGGUCGGAAAUACGACAUAUUAGUUUCGACGAUAAAAAAUUUAUUAUUAAACCCGUCGAUAAGAGUUCGCCAAAUUUCGUGUUUUUUAGUCAAAAAGUUCGUAUGAAUAAAUUGAUUUUAGAUUUAUGCAUCGGAAACCACGAUUUAUUUAUGAGACGUCGAAAACCCGACUCGAUGGAACUCCAACAAAUGAAAGCGGCCGCAAAAGAAGAAAAACAACGCCGCCAAGUCCAACGAAAUCGCCUGGCGAAAGAAAAACAACUCCGCGAAGAAGCCGAACGCGAAAAAGCAAACAUGGAACAACGAUUAUUACAAUACCAAGAAGACAUCCGAUUGGCGAACGAAGCUUUACGCCGAUCGGAAGAAAGCGCCGAUCUUUUAGCGGAAAAAAGUCGCGUCGCCGAAGAGGAAGCGUUACUUUUAAGCCAAAAGGCGACGAAAGCCGAACAAGAAAUGACGAAAAUGAGGUUGAACGUGAUGCGGAGCGAAGAGGAGAGGGUUACUUUGGAGAGGAAAACGCGCGAGGCUGAGUUGUUAACGGCCAGAUUGGUGGAGGAGUCGGAAAGGAGGGCUUUGGAGGCGAAUAAGUUAAAAGAUGAAUUGUUGAAGGCGCGAACGGCGGAGAAAUUGGCGAAAGAGAAGUUGUUGGAUUUUUUGAAUCGGGGGAGAUACGGUGGGUCGGUUGCGUCGAGUCCUUUGUCGUCUGUAACAAAUUUAUAUUCAAAUCAAUUAACCGCAUCGUAUCAAUCGGAUUUACAAGCCAUCGAAUGUUGCGAUCCAAUGGGUGAUAUAACGAUAGCCGCUUACGACUUAGUAUUGGGUUGCGGGGGCACAGAGCAAGACCCGCUCUCGUUAGAAAUGGAAAAAGAACGAGUCGAGUACCUCCAAAAAUCAAAACAUCUCCAAAACCAGCUGGUCCAAUUGCGAUCGGAAAUCGAAGUGCUAAAAGUCGGCGAAAAACAAUCCGAAUUGGACCACAUCCACGACGAACAAAUCAAAAUGGGCGAGAACAAGUAUUCGACGUUGAAAAAAAGCAAGUCAGGAUCGACGAAAUCAAGAGUUGCCUUUUUUGAGGACCUCUAAUAAUUUUCGGUUCAUAUUUGUUAUGAACGAAUUAAUUUAAUAAUAAUAAGAAAGAAAGUUUUUAUUAUCUAAGUGCCUCUUUUAUUGAAAUAGUUAAAAAUUAUUAAUCUAUAUUUGUAUAUUUUGUCUUUUUUGUUCAUUUUAAGAGAAAAACUAUGAAUAAACGAGUUUAAUUUCGUA